Molecule: messenger RNA, 1782 nt
Organism: Gavia stellata (red-throated loon)
Lineage: Eukaryota; Metazoa; Chordata; Aves; Gaviiformes; Gaviidae
Gene: BBS4
Product: Bardet-Biedl syndrome 4
Biological process (GO): protein localization to cilium; cilium assembly
Cellular component (GO): ciliary basal body
Molecular function (GO): protein binding
Source: RefSeq, a predicted model, not a curated record
AUGCUAUUUUCAUGCCCUCUUUUGGGAUUUGCCAGUUGUCCUUUCUGAUUAUUUUCUGGAAUAGAUCUUCAAGAAACCUUGCCUGGUGUAUUUAAUACUCCUUUUCUGUCUUUCCAGGUUUCUUCAUUGCCCGCAGCUACAGAACCUCCAAAAUCCCAUUCUAAGAAAGCGCCGGAGUUACCAGUCCUGGAGAGGAAAAACUGGUUGAUCUAUCUGCUGUAUGUUCGCAGAGACUACGAAGAGUGCAAGGCUGUCAUCAAAGAGCAGCUCCAGGAGUCUCAUGGGCUGUGCGAAUACGCAGUCUACGUUCAAGCUUUGAUAUUUCGCUUGGAGGGGAAAAUUCAAGAAUCUCUUGAACUUUUUCAGACAUGUUCCAUUCUGAACCCUCGAAGCGCUGACAACCUCAAGCAGGUGGCACGAUCGCUGUUUCUUUUGGGGAAACACAAGGCAGCCAUUGAAGUGUACAACGAAGCAGCUAAACUCGAUGAAAAGGACUGGGAGAUCAGCCACAACCUGGGUGUGUGCUACAUGUACCUGAAACACUUCAACAAGGCGCGAGACCAGCUAAACAAUGCCCUGGACCUCAACAGACAUGAUCUGACUUACAUGAUGCUGGGGAAAAUUCACCUAUUGGAGGGGGAGAUGGAUAAAGCCAUUGAAGUCUAUAAGAAAGCCGUAGAGUUUUCUCCAGAAAAUACAGACCUCCUUACAACACUGGGGUUACUUUACUUGCAGCUUGGGGAUUACCAGAAGGCUUUUGAACACCUUGGAAACGCCCUUACUUACGACCCAGGCAACUACAAGGCUACCUUGGCGGCUGGCAGCAUGAUGCAGGCCCAUGGAGAUUUUGACGUUGCCCUCUCCAAAUACAGGGUGGUAGCCAGCACUGUGCCUGAAAGCCCCCCACUGUGGAACAACAUUGGCAUGUGUUUCUUCGGGAAGAAGAAAUAUGUAGCAGCUAUCAGCUGCCUGAAGCGGGCAAACUACUUGGCUCCCUUUGACUGGAAGAUCUUGUACAAUUUGGGGUUAGUCCACCUCACGAUGCAGCAGUACGCAUCUGCUUUCCACUUCCUCAGCGCUGCCAUCAACUUCCAGCCCAAGAUGGGAGAGCUGUAUAUGCUCCUUGCAGUUGCUCUGACAAACCUUGAAGACAUUGAGAAUGCAAAACGUUCAUAUGAGCAAGCUGUGGCACUGGACAAGUGCAACCCCCUCGUCAACCUGAACUAUGCUGUCCUGCUGUAUAACCAGGGUGACAAGAAGGGAGCCCUCUGCCAGUACCAGGAGAUGGAGAAGAAGGUCAAUGCAGUGAAGGAGAGCAGUACUCUUGACUUUGACCCUGAGAUGGUGGAGGUUGCCCAGAAGAUGGGAGCUGCCCUGCAGGUGGGGGAGAGCCUGGUCUGGACGAAGCCUUCUAAAGACUCUAAAUCCAAGAGAGCUGCUUCGUCAGGGAAAUCCUCCAGCACUCAGCAGCCUUUGGGCUCUAACCAGGCCCUGGGUCAAGCCAUGUCCUCAGCUGCAGGGUAUGGGAAAACCAUGCAGCUUCCCCCAGGUGCUGGAGCAUCAGCGGCGCUUACAAAGCCUCCCUCGCUGCCUCUGGAACCAGAACCGGGCUCAGAAACCAGCCCCGAGGAGACCUCAGCACCAACUGGGGCUGAGGAACAGAGGAAAGAAAAGCGCAAGAGCCGGCAGGCAGCGGACUAGAGUGGACUCUGGUUGGGACAGGCAGGUGCAGGGACAUCUCCAGUGCUGCCUGCUGACUUGUGGGGAAAGGGACUUGCCCUC